Messenger RNA from Hypoxylon fragiforme, 2257 nucleotides. RefSeq names its product kinase-like protein. The coding region runs from base 206 to 2050 and encodes 614 amino acids. NCBI's taxonomy places the organism in Eukaryota, Fungi, Ascomycota, Sordariomycetes, Xylariales, Hypoxylaceae. Gene Ontology annotation, cellular component: cytoplasm. The record is from RefSeq and is a predicted model, not a curated record. The transcript has a single exon. Gene Ontology annotation, molecular function: ATP binding; protein serine/threonine kinase activity. Gene Ontology annotation, biological process: intracellular signal transduction; protein phosphorylation.
CCUGAGUGCGCUAGAGAGAUUCCCUGAAGCGUUUAAUGUUGAGUUGCUUGCAUUUCUCUUAGAUAUUUUCAUUUCUACGUCUUUUAUUCAUUUGCAUCAUCUCCAAUUGUAGUCCAUUGAACAGUCGUCUAUUUGUUGUAUUUAGCUUAAGAUUUGCACUUUCAUAUUAUCUCCUAUAACUUCUAUACAUUUUCAAAUUCUCGCAAUGGCCGAUGUUUUCCCCUCCGAGGAGAAAACUGAGCCGUUCACUCCCGAAGAGCUCCAUCGGCGCCUCCACGAAGGGAUCCAAGUCGACGAGGUUGAUGACGCAUACCAAGAUACUGUGCCAUUGGACGAUCUUGUCGUCGAGGAAGCCCACCAUAAGCAAGGCAUUCGUAUCCUCGUGAGGCCACUGACACGGAACCGCUCAGUGAGUCCUGGAAACAAUAAUGUCCAAUGGCUAGCUCUACGCGCCGAGGUGGCCGACCCUCUGCAACCCGUAUUCAAGGUCCUAGCCGUAACUCAGACCUCCAAGGAUAUCAACUUCUCCAUCAGAAUACCACAAUCCGAAGACGAAAAUAGGCCGCCAAUAUGGUGCGAGCUGUACUACGACCCAACUAGUGAUUGCUUGAUCUUAUGGAAUAGAUCAGACGUACCCAUUGUACUAGCUAGGCUUUCCCAAUUAGAUCCCGCCGCCGGCGCAAAUUUCAGUCAAGAAAUUAUACCAGAAACUACCAAAGAACUAUCUCCAGGUACAUGGCGAAUCAGUAUCCAAUGUAUCCCUGUUCUUGAUUUCAGGAUACUAGAGAAGCGCCCCGCGGCGCGGCUAGUUCCUCGCAGCAGCUUCGAUUCCACGAUAACUUCAAGUGUAGAUAUCGUGAACUCAUUUGGGAAGCGGUCCUUCUUGCCCGACGCCGACGAUGGCGAACCAGAUAGUCCCGUUGCCGAGAAAAGGGCUCGCAAAGAGGAUGGCCAAGAAAAAGAUGGCGUCAUCAUCUUCAUGGGACCGAAGGAUGAGCAACUAGUGUUCCCAUUUCCCAACGCUGCCAGGACAAAAGAAGUGGCCAUCCCUAAUGGGCAUGCGCUUUUGGAGCUUCAGAAGGACGAGACAGCCGCCAUACCAGGAGAGGGUGAACUGGAUCAGUAUCAACUAACGAAGCGCGAGCAGAUCGCGACGACAAAUGCAUCGUCGGUGUUCACAGCGGAACACUCUGAAGUGCCAGAUGGAGUUAUCACUGUAAAAGUGCUCAAAACACGCAGGGCCAACAGCCCAAACACCCGACCGCAGGACACGCAUCGCAAUGUGAUCCAACAAGCGGAUAUCUGGCUACGCGAAUACCGGAGCCAAGAGGAUCUUCAACACCAGUCUAUCGUCCGCCUACAUGGCGGCGAUGCCCGAUACCUGUCGCUCUAUAUGGAGCAUAUCGAUGGCAAGGAUCUAGCGGCACGAGGUGUAUGGCGUGACGCCUCCACUGACCUGUUUGAAGGGAGUCGCAGUGAUGCCGUGCGUAUCUUACGCGACAUUGCUGGCGCCCUGCACUACGUUCACCAGAAGCGUAAGAUCCACAACGAUAUCAAACCAGCCAACAUCCUAUACUCGCGCGACCGCGGCGCCGUUCUCUGUGAUUUCGGUUUAUCGACUUGGACUACCGACAUGACCACCAACGGCGGCACACCUUAUUAUGUUCCACCCGAAUUUAUCGGGCAGAAACUACGCGGCCCAGCCUCUGACGUUUGGGCCCUCGGUGUCACCAUGCUGUACGUUUUGCGCAAGAUCCCGUUCCCGGAUGCAAGGGGCCGCCAGGGCCAUCCGAAGCAGUUGUAUUGGAUGAUUGCGGAUCUGAACCGAAAGCCGAACCAUGGCCACCACACGAGCAACAGGGCCACGUCUGCCGUCGCCCAGAUGCAACAGUGGCUCGGUGAGAUCUACGAGGCCAAGAAUCGGCUCAAUCCGCGCGACCGUGUCGAGUUCUUGAUCCUGCAAAUGCUGGCGCCGAACCCCAACCAGCGUAUCACGAUGGCGAGGGUCAUGAGCGAACUAACAAAGGAGACAACUGUUGCGAGGACGUGAAUGGACGCAACUGUACGAGUUGACGAGCCACCAUCAAUCCCAAUCGAUCUAGUAUAACCGUCGCAUCUAUCAAUCUUGUAUUAUCUGAUCCAACCUGAUCUCGGAUCUUGCUUUACCUCCAACUUUAUCACCGGCGCACGACGACGACGACGUUGCCCUUGGCAUGAAUCAUAUCACUACCUGCCCAAUUGGAGCAACUUGGAACAA